Messenger RNA from Ricinus communis (castor bean), 2229 nucleotides. RefSeq lists its product as uncharacterized. The coding region runs from base 724 to 2163 and encodes 479 amino acids. The record is from RefSeq and is a predicted model, not a curated record. Lineage: Eukaryota; Viridiplantae; Streptophyta; Magnoliopsida; Malpighiales; Euphorbiaceae. The transcript is spliced from 3 exons. Gene Ontology annotation, molecular function: glycosyltransferase activity.
UCUCGUCUUGGCAAAUGGCCUAAUAAUGGUUCUAGCCUGUACAGCAGCACUUUGUAAAUAGACUGGUUUAACGGAGUAAUUCUGAUUUAUAUUAUUUUCGUCACUGCACCUGUUGCAUGGCUGAUUCAGUGCUUUGCAAGAGCAAAUGACGUCCAAGUCGCCACGUAGUUCAUGGCCUCGGAAUUCGAAGUUGAAGACGGCAGUUUUCCUCUCAUCUCAUCUCUCCCCAUGUAUUUAUUAGUUGCUGGAAUUUUCAAGGUGAACGUUCCUCCUCCGUCAAUGAUGGAUCUCAAGGGUGUCAGCUGAUAAAAAAUAGUUAAUCUCAAUAUUAUUUUCGGACAAAAUACCUGAGUUCAACAAACAGUUCUCAGUGGAAGCAUUAUUCAAACCGUAAGACUUAUGAUACAGUUGAAAUUGUCUCCGAAUGUAAAUCUUGCUCCUAGCAAUUUGCUUUCCCAAUGCAUUAAAUAUCAAACAGUGAAAAUGAUUUCUCGACACUGAUAAUCUCCUUGCACAGCACUUACCUAUUAGGAACUAUAUCAUCAUUGACCAAAACAUAAUUAACAGAUUGUUUAUUGUGUUUUUCUUUCAAAAAAUAAUAUCCAACUCAAUCUCGAGACUCGACUGCUCGAGAAGUCUUACAUAUAUCUCCACAUUAUAUAUUUAUGUGUGCAUGUUAAUGAAUGAGUUUCCACCACUUCAUUUCAAAAUCUAAUAAAAAUUAUGGAUUUGGAGAGAAGCACCAAAGCGUUUACCAAACAGAAGAGCUCCUAUCACCCAGCCAAGGUCAUUGCCCCAAUCCUUCUUCUGAUGUUAAUUCUCGUACUUGUUCAAUCUCAAUCCUCCCCUUUCUCUUAUCCAACUUCUACUGCACGGGCUUUCUUCAACAGAUGGAAAGGAUUAGCACUUAAUGCCACCAACUAUCCUGCCCUUACCAAGAAUACUAAUAGAUUGAUCUCAAAGCUUCAAGACUCGGUCACCUUCCUCCCACUGAAAGAUCUGAGGUUUGCCAAAACAGCCAUGGAAAGCAACACUUGGUUUAUGAGCUCAUUGAAUGACACCCGUGAGGAAAAUGAAGCUGAAUAUCUUUAUUUUCCUUCAGAAAUGUCUAAAGGUAGGCUUUUAUGCAUCAAAGGAAAUGAUGGGACCGAUGGCACAAAGAAUUCAUAUGCCUUGGCAUGGCCAGAAGCUCUUCCACACUCUGCCAAGCUAAUGGAUGGUUUGACCUUCGUUUCAGACACCUAUUAUGAUUAUGUAAACUUGUGGCACGGAUUGUGUGCAGUGGCUCCAUUUGUUGGUUGGUCUAUAAAGAAUGAGUGCUUAAAGCCAACGAGAUGGGUACUGUUCCACUGGGGAGAACUGAGGUCCAAAAUGGGAGCAUGGUUAGAAAAUCUUAUGGGAACAAACUUUGGAGAAGUUAAAGUGGAAAGACUUGAAGAAGGAGCUCAGCCUUACUGCUUCGAGAAGGCAGUUGUUAUGCGGCACAAUGAAGGGGGAAUGGGGAAGGAAAAAAAGCUUCAGGUUUUUGAUCUGUUGAGAUGUAAAGCAAGGAGAUUUUGUGGCAUUGACCCAGCAGGUAAAGGGAAAGAGGUGAAUGAAAGAGGGGAACCAAUUAUAAGGCUAACGUUGCUGAUGAGGAGAGGUUCAAGAUCCUUCAAGAAUGCAACAGCAGUGAUAGGCGUAUUUGCAAGGGAAUGCGCAAUGGUGGAUGGCUGCACAUUGAAGGUGGUUCAAUCUGAGGAUUUAAGUUUUUGCGAUCAGGUUAGAGUAUUAACUUACACUGACAUCGUUGCAUCCCCACACGGUGCUCAACUCACAAACAUGCUGUUCAUGGAUAGAAAGAGUAGUGUGAUGGAGUUUUUCCCUAAAGGAUGGUUAGAGCUUGCGGGAAUAGGCCAAUAUGCACACCACUGGAUGGCAGACCAAUCUGGGAUGAUCCACCAGGGCACUUGGUGGGAACCAUUAAGCGUAAAGGAAUGCCCAUCUCCUGAGCACGAUCUAGAGUGCUUCAAUUUCUAUAAAGAUGGAAAAGUUGGUCAUAAUGAAACCCAUUUUGCAGCAUGGACUACAACUGUUCUCGACCAAGUACGAGCAAAGAAGCUAGAAAUCAACAAGAGUUCUUUUAACAAGUCGCAGCUAUACUCAACAGCCUGUGCGUGCUAGUUCCAUUUACUAUUUUGCGAAUUCAUAGUGCAUAACUAUAUCGAUAAGCUUAAUUGUAUUGGAAUA